Molecule: messenger RNA, 1707 nt
Organism: Trichomonas vaginalis G3
Lineage: Eukaryota; Parabasalia; Trichomonadida; Trichomonadidae
Product: meiotic spindle elongation
Exons: 1
Coding region: 1-1707 (568 amino acids)
Biological process (GO): protein dephosphorylation
Molecular function (GO): protein phosphatase regulator activity
Source: RefSeq, a predicted model, not a curated record
AUGGAGGAAGAAUGUGAGAACGAGACUGUUUAUACUCCACAGUCUGUUCUCACAAAUUUCAUUAAUUGCCAAGACGCAGAAAUAUUAGUACAAUGCGUUAAUUGCGUAACAGACUCUUUGGAAACUUGUGAUGAAGCUUUUAUUGAUCAUUACGUAAUUCCUGGCCUAAUCACUCUUAUAAAAUCAGAACUCGACGGUGUUCAAGAAGCUAUGGUUCAUGAAUUAUGUAAUUUUGGAGAAGUCCUAUUUGAAUUCUUUCCUGAUAUCGCAAAUAAUAUUCUCGCGGAUACAGUUAUUCCUCUUGUCAGUGAAAUUAUUUUAUCCUGCAAAUCAGAUUUAAUUGAUGGUUUAAGUUAUUCGUUUGCAGCGUUAGUUACUUUAAUAGAAAAAAAAGAUUUCCUUUCAAAGCAUUUACAAGUUUUGGUAUCCUUCUCGAAGAACCCGAACAAAGAUGUCAGAAUGACAUGUGUACAAAUUCUAUCUUUACUCAUUAAAUUUUUCGAUCCAAAAGAAUGGUAUCAACAGCUCUAUGAAAUGAUAUCUACCCUCGCCUCAGAUCAGCUAAGCUCAAUACGUACGCGCCUCCCGCAACUUAUUGCUUUAUACGCUAAGAAAAUAACCGAGCCCCUAGGCCGUUCUCAACUAACAGCCAGAUACAUUUUAUUUUGCAGAGAUUCCACAAGCUCUGUACGGCAGGCCGCUGCCGAAUAUUUAAUGACUUUAUCUGACGCAUUAGAUCCAAAUGAACGUUUCAUUAUGAUUAUGCCAGAAGUUAAUCUACUUUUGGUAGACCCAGUGGAGGCAGUCAGAACAGCCGCCUCCAAGAACUUAGGACAGAUUAUUUCUCUUAUUGGUGGAAGAUCAGAUAGUCAAAUUAUAGCAAAAUACUGUGCAUUACUUUUCUCACGUGACGCAACAACUCAAUUUUUGGCAGCUUAUUCUUUCUCCGGAGUCGCUUUGGCCCUCGGGACAAGCAGAUGGAGCAAAUUAGAGGCUGCUUACGAUAUAGCAUGCUCAUCCAAAUACCACAACGUUCGUCGAACACUUGCAUACGGUUUACAGGCAUUUGCCCAUCUCUUAGAUCCGAAUACAUUAGUUACAGUCUCAUCAACUUUUCUCAGGGACUUCCCUGUUGUUGCCCUCGGAGUUGUCUCAAGCUUACACAAGAUCCUCGAGAUUAUCGAGGACAAAAAAGGCUUGGUCGCUGGAAAAGAGUCACUUUUGUUCGCAUUACAGGAUCCAUCCCGAUACAAGAGCUGGCGCAUGCGAUUCCACGUCUCGGAGCAACUCCGCUACUGCUCAAAGUUCUAUGACAGCGAGGUCCUCUUCGAAAGCGCAAAAGACUUAGUGAAGGAUGACGUAUACCAGGUAAGAAAAGAUGCAGUUCUAUCGUUCUGUCACCUUUUAACCCAAGAACGGUUAUCGUUCAUUCCAAGUCUUAUUAGCAGCCCCAUCUACUGGGAGCGCGCAACGGCAGCGAAGAUCAUUGGAACUGCCGAUAUCGAACUUGGAAAGCAGAUGAUACCUGAUUUGAUCAAAUUGUGCCAUGACAAUGUAGCCAACGUUAGACUCGCUGCAGUUGACGCUGCAAAUAAGAUACUUGACCAUUUAGAAGGUGAUGAAAAGGCACAACUCAACAAAGUUAUUUCGGAACUUAGAAGCGAUCCAGAUUAUGAUGUUUCCAAUGCGGCUUAUAAUCUACCAUAG